GAAACACAAUCGACUAACCCAGCAGGAUCCAUGUUAUCUCAUGGGAACGAGCUAAAGUUGACGGGAUGGUGCAUACAAUUCAUUCAUAAUUAUAAAUUAAUUUAAUCAACAUGGCUGAUUUACCGACAGAGAUCCUGUCCUACCUCUUUGAAUUUCUGAACUUUGGAGACAGACAAGAAGCGGCUUUAGUAUGUAAACAGUGGUAUUAUGCAUCGCUACAUCCUGGUCUCCAUAAGAACAUUUCCGUGAGGCUUGAAACACCAUUGUGCACAGACAGACCGCUGAUAGAUUUACCGAGAAGGAAGACCCCUCAUCUAAUCCUCUCUCUGGUUGACUGUUCUGUUAACUCAAAAAAGGCUCUGAUAGAUAUAUGUGAAAGUUUUAGCGAAGGACUGCAGACUGUUUCAUUAAAAGGUUCUGGUGUAACUGAGAACAGUUUUCUGAGUAUGCUAACAUUUUGCAGUAAUAUAACAGAGCUCAAUUUAUCAGCUUGUAAUAACCUCUGCAUGUCUGGCAAAUUGUUUGAAACAAAAGAAGCCUUGAUGCUUGGAAACGAAUCACUCAGGAAUGUUCGCUACUUACAUUUAAACACAAAUCGUUAUUUGUCAGAUGCUUUGUUUGCUCGUAUAGUUUCUUGCAUUCCAAAGUUAAAAGGCCUUUCACUUGCAUCCUGCAAUAUCCUUUUUAAUUACGAAAGCAUAUCUACAAAUCUAUCUGUAACUGUACUCAGUUUUAGAAAUAUUCUAAACUAUUUAACGCUAAAUGCUAGUCGGAUAGUAAUGCUCGAUUUAAGUCACACAAAUAUAACAAACCCCGCACUUGGUUUACUAGCCUCGGUGUCCAACCUAAAACUACGUAAAUUUAUUUUACAGAACUGUAAGCAGGUUAGUGAUCCAGGCGUGACAGGGUUUGUUAAGAAGCAACCUGGCUUACACGAUCUUGAUCUCAGUGGCUGCCAUCUCAUUAGCAACCCUUGUGUUGUUGAUCUGUGCAGUUGCACAGUUGAACUGUGUAGUUUAAAAUUAAAUAAGUGUCGACUUAUAUCGGCCAGUGCUCUUCAGCAUUUGAAUAGCUUAAGUAAACUUGAACAUUUCGAGAUAUCGGAAUGUUAUCAAGGGGACCCAAAAUGGUUGAUCAAAGCUUUUGAUAUGGGUACCCUGGGUAGCUUAACGUCAAUUCACAUGACUUCAUGUACUGUAGUAACGGAUAAAUUUGUAUGUUGUCUUGCCGAAAACUACCCACAGCUCCAAGAAGUAGACUUUUCAUCCUGUCUUUAUUUGACUGAUAGAAGUCUCCACUCAAUAGUGAAACAUCUGCAUCAGCUAACAGUCCUUAAACUGGCAUGGUGCCAAGAAAUCACAGAUCUGGGAUUGCUUGGCAUUAGCGUACAGUCUUCCGAAAAUGAUGAAACCGAUUCUGAAUUAUAUGUGAGUGGGUUUACGCAAUCCCAUAGCAAUAUCGGUUUUUUCAAAGGACCAAGUUUUGAGUCGAGGACUAAGUACCUUACAUCGGAUGAGAUAUUUUCCAAAGCAGAUACAGUUGAUUUUAAUUUAAUGAGUCUGGAAAAGUUGCGUGUCUUAGAUUUGACCGCAUGUAAAUCUCUUACAGAUUUUAGCUUUGUUAGAUGUAUGAAAUUCAGAGAUCUUCAGUGGCUGAGUAUCAAAAUGUGCAUCUAUCUAACUGAUAAGGGACUUCAAGCACUUGCUGUAAAUAACCCCGGGUUACAGUAUUUAGACGUUAGCCAUUGCCAUCAAAUAACUGACACAGGCCUAGCGUUUGUGGCUAAGAAAUUGAGUCGGCUUACAUCACUACAUAUCGCAAACCUAGGUCUGAUAACCAAUUCUGCUUUAGGUUUGUUAUCAAUGCACAACUUAAGGCUGAAGCAUAUUGAUAUAUCUUUAUGCCGCCAAAUCACAAUGUCGGCCGUACAAAUGCUGCAAUCAAAGAUAGUUACGCUGCAGGUUGUAAAAAUGUAGCAAUAAAAAAACCUUGUGUUUUUAAUA
Molecule: messenger RNA, 2003 nt
Organism: Anneissia japonica
Lineage: Eukaryota; Metazoa; Echinodermata; Crinoidea; Comatulida; Comatulidae
Product: dynein regulatory complex subunit 6-like
Exons: 2
Coding region: 111-1976 (621 amino acids)
Biological process (GO): SCF-dependent proteasomal ubiquitin-dependent protein catabolic process
Cellular component (GO): SCF ubiquitin ligase complex
Molecular function (GO): protein binding
Source: RefSeq, a predicted model, not a curated record